AUGGCACCAGUAUUAUUAACUGAAGAACAAAGAAAAACUUUAAUCCCAAAAGACUGGAGUAUGGUCGAAGGCAGAGAUGCUAUCAAGAGAACUUUUAUGUUUAAAGAUUUCAAUCAAGCUUUUGGUUUUAUGACAAGAGUUGCCCUUGUUGCUGAACAAAUGUGUCACCACCCAGAAUGGUUUAAUGUUUAUAAUAAAGUUGAAGUUGUCCUUGCUACCCAUGAUUGCGGUGGCUUAUCUACCAAUGAUACCACUAUGGCCACUACUAUGGAUAAAUUCUUUGAUGAACAAAAACAAAACUAA
This is a messenger RNA of Dictyostelium purpureum, 303 nucleotides long. RefSeq lists its product as uncharacterized. The transcript has 2 exons. Gene Ontology annotation, biological process: tetrahydrobiopterin biosynthetic process. Gene Ontology annotation, molecular function: 4-alpha-hydroxytetrahydrobiopterin dehydratase activity. The record is from RefSeq and is a predicted model, not a curated record. Lineage: Eukaryota; Evosea; Eumycetozoa; Dictyosteliales; Dictyosteliaceae. The coding region runs from base 1 to 303 and encodes 100 amino acids.